Messenger RNA from Drosophila ananassae, 3165 nucleotides. RefSeq lists its product as uncharacterized. Bases 77 to 3061 code for a protein of 994 amino acids. Gene Ontology annotation, molecular function: microtubule minus-end binding; gamma-tubulin binding. The transcript has a single exon. Gene Ontology annotation, cellular component: gamma-tubulin complex; centrosome; equatorial microtubule organizing center. Gene Ontology annotation, biological process: cytoplasmic microtubule organization; mitotic cell cycle; microtubule nucleation. Lineage: Eukaryota; Metazoa; Arthropoda; Insecta; Diptera; Drosophilidae. The record is from RefSeq and is a predicted model, not a curated record.
GAACUAUCCCUUCUCAAAUGUCAUUUGUACAUUUAUACAUACUUUCAUAAUUUUCCAAAAUACUAAUCAGAAAAGGAUGGAUCUGUGCCAGCAGGUGAUGGCCCGCAACGUGCCGCAGUUGGUCAGGCUGCUCCUGGACACCCCCCUGGAGGGAGGUGGCCACGUGGACUCGAAGGCGGAUCAGGCCACCUUCGAGAGGUGCUUAGCAUUCGCAAAGGAGCGCUUGCAGCCGUUCGAGAACCAGGAGUGCUGCCCCGAGGCCGUGUGGCACAACAUGAACCACUUUAUCGAGAGGUAUCGUAGCGAAAACCUGCCUGAAUUCGCGGAUACCUUCAAGCAACUGGCCAAUGUGGUGCUGAACCAUCCGCUCUGUACCAACCACACGCAAAAAAACCUGCAGUGGUGUCUCAUGGAUUUUAUGCUCUCGGUGAACUAUAAGGCCUUCAAAGAGGUGCGCCGCAACCGGAGGGAGAUGCUCCAGAAACGGAUGCACAUUCUGGAGGCCCUGGCCAUGGCCACCGAAGGCUCUGAGGUGUUGCGGGUUCCCCAAGGAGGAUCGGCCCGUGGCUCUAUGGGAGCAUUCGACAGGACUUCAACCUUGGAAUGGGCGGAAAAAACUCCAUCUGAAGGAUCAGAGAAUAAGCCUGCAUUCUUCAUACCUGGCGAACGAAGAUGGUCUAAAGAGACGGGUCACACCGUCCAAAACAAUCCAAAUCGCUUUACAGUUCCGGAUAUCGGCGCCAAUCUGGAGAAUGCCACCUUUAAUCUUUCUCUGGACUCACCCCAGCCUAGGGCGGCUUCAGACUCCAAUUCCCUGGCUCAGCAUCUCAACGAGGUCCAUGUUACUGAAAACUUUUCCACCAACGAAGCCAAUAUGAACCUGUUGAUGAACCUCACCCAGGUGGAAUCAUCUCUGGAGAAGCCAACGAAGGUUAACUACUACCGGGGCAUGAACGAUUUGCUCACCAGAAUCUAUACGCCCUGGUGGCAGGUGGACAUACACGUGCACCAGCAGUCUCGGACUCUGCCGAGCAGUUUCUCCCACAACUACGGCGAGUGGCUGCUCCAUCAGUUGCGAGAGAGCCAGAGCUCAGUGCGCCGGAUGACUGAGGAGCACCAGCUGCUGAGAGAGCUGCUCAUCCUGUUUUUCAUCUCCUUAGACAGUGGCCACUUCCAGGUGAAGGGCCACGGAGUUGAAGUGCUCACAGCUGGACCUCAAACCUGUGCCCUGAGCCAAUUGUUGGAAGGAGCUAUCUUAGGUCGGGUUUUUAAGUAUCUGGAGCAAAUGGGUUACUUGCGCCAGUUAAUCGAAAGUAAUGCCACGCCCAGAGUCGGUGGAUAUCGGCUGGAGACAGUUGUGGCCUUCACCGUGGCGGUACGUCGACUGCUUCGCCCAGUAAUCGAGUUUCUGGUUUACUACGAACGCCGUUUGGCAGCGGGCAAGGAAGCACCCACUGUUAAGCACUUUCUCCAUGUCUCCGAGGAUGCAAUGCAGAGGCUCAGGCUGCUCUUUGAAGUCCCGGAGCCCAAGGUCGAGGGUCGGGCCUCGUUGUGCAGCCUCGGAGUUCUGGACUCCCUUGUCCUAAAUUGUACCUUACCAGGGCAGAGCAAAGAGGAAAUAUCCCUCAGCGCCAGCUUGUUGCUUCACUCGCUUCAGGCCUACUGCCACUUCAUAGACUGUUGGUGGACCUCCGGGGAGUUCCAGGACUGGCAGGACGAGUUUCCCUUUCAGAAGCUGCAAGUCGACGGAAGAACCGAGUAUGGUUUGAGGAAGUACUUGCUAGAGGAGGAGGUCCACCUGGGUGGAUGUCUAUUCAAGGUGAUUAAAGAUCACCUUGGGGAGGCCAGCCAAGCUGUGGCCACGCUCUGCGAUACCCGGAGGAUGGGCGAUUUCGUUGCCCUGCAUGGCACUAUCUUUCAGGUGUCGCUCCACAAUUUCCUGAUGGAAGCCGUGCUUAAAGAACUGCUCCCCUACCAGGCCGAGCGGGUACAGGACUAUAGCUAUGCGCCGGAUAUUAUGCAGCAGUUAAAGUCCGUAGAUCAGGAGACAGUGAGGCGGUUGUUCUACGCCUAUCAUAUGGAGACGAGGCCAGAUCCCCGGCACCCAGCCAGGUGUUCUGUGGAUGAGUUGGUCAAGAACUUCCAGUCCUGUGUCGACUACACGCCAAUCGUAGAGAUUAUUUGCGAUCAGUUGGCCGUCGGCCUGAGAAGACGCACUCUUCUGGCUAACUCUUAUGUGACGCACUUGGUCAAGACGGAGCUGCAGCUCCACAGAACUGCAAAGCACCUGAGGUCCGUCUACACUCUUGAAAAAUACGAGCUCCUUCAAAAUGAGUUUGAGGAAUUCUUUAGCUUACUGUCGAAGAAAAGUCUGAAGAGAGCUGAAAAGAAGAUGAAGGAGAUUGUAGAUGCCCAGGAUCCAAACCUGGCCUACCUCUUCAAUGUUGACCUCAAAGGAACCCGUCCUGACUCCCUCACCUUGUCAGUGGGCUAUGAUAUUUUUCUCAAUCAGGUGAUCACCCAGGGGCAAUUCGAGCAGCUGAACACCUGCUUUCGGUUGAUUCUCAGCAUGCACUGGACCCUUUAUAGACUGAAGAGACUAGCUCCUCUGAAGAACUUCAGAUAUAGGGAGUUGAAGGGGGCCCUCCAAACCCUUCGAGACACAUUGGAAAAAACCCUCGAGGAACAGCUCCAGGGAUCGGGAAAAGUCAAGCAGUUGGCGGAAAUCCUCAAUCACAGCGAAGAACGUCUGGUAGGAUGCACGAUCAGUGGACUCAGACAGGAACAUGAGUGGUUACUCCGACAAAUAAGCGAUAUAGUUAGUGAAGAGAUGCCAAGGGGAAAUUUUUCCAGCAGGAUGGAGGAGUUCCUGGGUCUGUGCGAUGUUCUGUAUCAUUUGUGGUUGAAGGCUGCUUCUGUCCUCAACAAUCUUGAGGUCCAAAAACCAAGGAAUACGUGCGAGAUGAAAUUCGAAUGGCUCACAUUUUUCUACCUACAGAGGAUCCAUAAGCACUGCAAAGUAAUGGCUUCACAUCUCGGCGUGGAAUUAAUUAAUAAUUAAUUUCUUAUAUUGCUUUGUUAAUUUUUCUGGAUGUUUAAAAUUGUUGAAAGUAAUUUAAAAAGUAUAUUAUUUAGUUGAUGAAUAAAAUUAAAAUUCACGUCACA